Molecule: messenger RNA, 2154 nt
Organism: Exophiala dermatitidis NIH/UT8656
Lineage: Eukaryota; Fungi; Ascomycota; Eurotiomycetes; Chaetothyriales; Herpotrichiellaceae
Exons: 4
Coding region: 1-2154 (717 amino acids)
Biological process (GO): carbohydrate metabolic process
Source: RefSeq, a predicted model, not a curated record
AUGUCGUAUCCGCAAGAAACAUUCCUUCGCACCUCGCUGGCGCCGGGCUCAUUGAUCGCUCGAAGACGUGAAGUUGUAUCGUCAAACACGCUGCUGUAUCAGCUGGAUGUGUUGAAGAAAACAGGCAGAUAUGAUGCCUUUAAGCUGAAGUGGCAUCCGUCAUACUCAGACACCCCGGACGUCUGGCCUGUUCCGAAUCAUCUGUUCUGGGACUCAGAUGUUGCAAAAUGGAUCGAAGGGGCAUGCUAUUUCUUGCGCGAAAAACACAACUGUCACAUCCAUGGGGCCAUUCAGGAACUGGUAGAGAUGAUCCGAUCGGCACAGCAUCCGGACGGCUACCUUAACAUCCACUAUACAGUGGUUGAGCCCGGGAAGCGGUUUACCAACCUUCAAGAUUUCCAUGAGUUGUACAAUGCUGGUCACCUGAUUGAAGCAGCUCUUGCGCACCAUCACCUGUAUGGAAACAAUGACCUGCUUGAGCCGAUACUGAAAUAUGUCGAUCUUUUGUGCCGAACGUUUGGACCAGGCGAAGACCAGAUACAUGGGUACCCCGGUCACCCGGAGAUCGAACUGGCUCUGCUACGUCUCUACAACCGGACCCAGAAUCGCAAGCACUUGGAGCUGGCACAGUAUUUCAUCACAGAAAGGGGAAAUCCAACUGGUGUCAAUGGCAGGCACUACUACGUUGUCGAGGCGGAGCGACGAGGUGAUGACCCCCAUGCCAGGCCAAAAUACUGGCCAGAAAUGGACUGUCUUUGGUACUACCAGGCCCACAAACCCCUCGUUGAACAACAAACUAUCAAGGGCCAUUCUGUGCGUGCGGUGUAUCUUCUCACAGCGGCCGCCGACCUGGUCAGAUCUGGAAGUUCGAGCGUCCCCAACGCACAACUGAAGGACGCUGUCUACCGGCUCUGGGAUAACAUGGUCGAUCGGAAGAUGUACGCCACGGGAGGCAUUGGCGCAAUCAAACAGUGGGAAGGGUUUGGGUUGGAUUACUUCCUUCCUCAAGGCACAGACGAAGGUGGCUGUUACGCAGAAACUUGCGCAGCCAUUGGUGUGAUGAUGCUCGCGGAGAGGAUAUUGCAGUACGACUUGGACCGCCGCUUCAGCGAUGUCAUGGAACUGUGUCUCUAUAAUGCCGUCUUGACGUCGAUGUCCCAUGACGGCACCAAGUUCACCUACGUCAACCAAUUGGCCUCCAGUGAUCAAGAUUUGUCAAAACGCGAAGAAUGGUUCACCUGCUCGUGCUGUCCUCCCAAUGUGCUGAGGCUCCUUGGCCAGAUUGGCGGCUACAUUUACUCCCAGAACACGACAAUCACGACAACAAGAACAACCCAAGUCUCCGUGCACCUUUACGUCUCAAGCACUCAUGAGAUUGAAAUUCUGGAUGAUCAGCGUGCUCUACUAUCUCAGAAGACCAAUUGGCCUUGGGGCGGGCAGGUGGACUUUGAGUUACGACAGCCAGACAAUGCUCAGAUCAGCCUUGCAUUGCGAAUACCUGCGUGGGCGGGGGAUUCUUGGAAAUUGGAUCCUCCUCCUCCGCCCACCGCUACCCUGGAGAAAGGGUAUCUCGUCCUCCCAUCCUCAUGGGUUUCAUCUCACACAGCUUUCUCACUGCACAUCCCAAUCAUCCCGCGGCUCAUCUCGCCACAUCCCUACACCAACCAGGACACCCUGACCGUGGCCCGCGGUCCGAUUGUGUACUGUGUCGAAGAUAUCGACAACCCAUGGGUGCGGGACCACUUCAAGUCAGUAAUUCUCGACGCCAGCUGCUGCAGCACUAUGGAGGAACGUGCCAUCUCGGAUCCCGACACGAACGACGACUAUGUCGCUUUGGUUGUCAAGAAUGGUGCGGCGGCCGUCUUUGAUCCAGCUGCCGUCAAGACUUCGCCAACGGUCACGGUACAAGAGCUGGAUAGGAUCGUGUACGGCAUUGGCGAUAAGGGUCUUGACGGCGUUAACGGUGUUGACGGUGGCAGAAACGGUGAAGACCAUGAUGGACAAGCCAUCACGCGCCGUGGUCCACAGGCCAAUGGUGCUGCUUUUUCAACAGUCCAACUCAUCGACGAGUUGACGUUUGUGCCGUAUUACUUUAGGGCGAAUAGAGGCGGGAGAGGGCAGAUGAGGGUAGGACUCAGGCGAUGGCAUCGUUAG